AUGCUCCUUCACCGAGUAAUUUCACGUGCUCUGAUAUGUAAUGCACGUUGUUCAUCAACACAUUUUGGAUUUGAAAAGGUACCAGAGGAAGAAAAAGCUAAUCGAGGUCAGUUUCCUUUGUUUUUCUUCGAAUUUUAGGCAAAAACUGAUGUUUGAAUGUUCUUUUGGCUAAAAAUCGCCGUGUCCAAGGGAUUUUUGAUUGAAUUUUGGUAUCAUAUGAUAGUUAAGAUUUCUUUUAUGGUGUUGUUUUAGUUCACACUGUGUUUGUGAAUGUGGCAGAGAAGUAUGAUCUGAUGAACGAUGCGAUGAGCGUUGGAAUCCAUCGACUUUGGAAAGAUUACUUUGUGAAUCAACUAGAUGUUCGAAAAGACUGGAGGGUGGUUGAUGUAGCUGGGGGAACAGGCGAUAUUGCUUUUAGAAUUGCAAGAAAAAUGGCCGCGACACCUGGAAGCAAAGGGGAUAUUGUUGUAUGCGAUAUUAAUCAGGUAAGUCUAUUUUGAGUUUGAAGUGGGUAAUAUAGGGAGUUUUUUGGAGAUUUUUGAAUCAGGUUGUUUGGAAAAUUGUAAAAUACGUUUUUAGAGACGUUUGUUUAAGCAACUAUACUAUAUUGUACAUUAUAAAUUACAGAAAAUGCUUGACGUUGGUCAAUUCCGAGCAGAAAAAGACAAAACCUUGCCAAACAAGUUCUCCUGGGUUUGUGGAGAUGCAGAAAAGUUACAAUUUGAAGACAAUUUUUUUGAUCUUUACACGAUUGCUUUUGGAAUUAGGAAUGUAACACAUGUGGACAAGGCAUUAGAAGAAGCGUAUCGAGUUCUGAAGCCAGGAGGACGGUUCUUUUGUCUAGAAUUCAGUAAAGUUCAUGCUCCAUUGAGACCAUUUUAUGACUUGUACAGUUUUAAUGUGAUUCCAAGGAUGGGACAGCUAUUGGCUAAUGACUAUGACAGCUACAAGUAUUUGGUUGAGAGUAUUAGGAUGUUUCCGGAUCAGGUUGGUUUGUGAUUCAUUAAGAUUUUUAUUGUUUUAGGUAAUAAUACGUAGAUCUCGAAUUUGAGCUCGAAGUAUAAGAUGGAAAAUCAAAAGGGCUUAUGAUAUUAUAGUAGUUUAGGCGACAAUAUAUGAUUUUCUAUGGCGUUAAAGGUAACUUAAUGAUUUUUUUUCAGGAAAAGUUCAGUGAAAUGAUACGAACAGCCGGCUUCAAAGAUAUUACCUACCAAAACUUGUCGUUCGGAGUAUGUGCCAUUCAUUCCGGGCGAAAGUAG
Molecule: messenger RNA, 1259 nt
Organism: Bursaphelenchus okinawaensis
Lineage: Eukaryota; Metazoa; Nematoda; Chromadorea; Rhabditida; Aphelenchoididae
Source: the annotation of a GenBank genome assembly